This is a messenger RNA of Hermetia illucens (black soldier fly), 1336 nucleotides long. RefSeq names its product bladder cancer-associated protein (gene bc10). The transcript has a single exon. The coding region runs from base 189 to 428 and encodes 79 amino acids. NCBI's taxonomy places the organism in Eukaryota, Metazoa, Arthropoda, Insecta, Diptera, Stratiomyidae. The record is from RefSeq and is a predicted model, not a curated record.
UAGAGCUGUUGGCUGGUCUGUUGACUGACAACUGUUUGACAUUUAUUUCCCGAAAAGUAUUUCGUCGCGAAAAUUUCGAUUUGAGUGUCUGCUGCGGCCGAGUCUACAUAUUUCUACGUACGAAGAAAGACUGGAAUUCAUGAAAUUACUCCGCUUCACACAGUCGCCAAGUUAAAAAGGUGCACACAAUGUACUGCCUGCAGAUCCUGAUUCCCGUGCUGUUCAUCCCAAAGCCGACGAAUCCAGCUCUGAUGCAGACCCACGUCAUGUUUAUUGUCCUGUACCUCAUCGGAUUCUUCCUUGAACGGAAACCGUGCACCAUUUGCAGCAUUGUGUUCCUCACGGCUGUGUUCCUGAUUUGCUACAGCGGCGGUGGCAACUGUCUGUUUUGGAGCAAUUGCGAAGGUCACCUCUGCGAAAACGGAUAAGGACCGCAGGUCCAAUAGGCAGGCGUCCUGGGCGAGGCGUCGACCGCAGGCAGCGCGCAAAGAGAUCCUUCCUCCACACCAUCCACCGCAUUUCGACUCCCCGGCUGCCCGCUUCGUGCCCCGCGAGGACAACAUGCAUUACUCCUUAAAUCUUAGGUCAUUGAUUUAUUGUGUUUGUUUUUAUUUCUUAGGUUUUAGUAGAUAAUUCUGUUUAGGCUAAGUUCUUGUGCGAGGCACCAACAGGGAAGCGACAGACUAGACCUUGGCGGGGCGUGAUCCAAUGCUAAGGCUCGCAACCCUCGUCUCGCAUGAGCCAAUUAUAAGUUGUACCCCAAAUCGCCGAUUACUGACUCAAUUAGAAUUUUAGUGGAAUUGCUGUAAAAAGUUGAUAGCGUAACACUGAAAACAGGCCUGGCCCCGCUUAUCGCUGCAAACGACUCGUUUCGGGGGUCACGCCCGCGACUUGUGCAGCGGGUGUAGCAAGGUCGGGGCCUCAAGGCAGAUACUACAUUUACGAAGCGUAAUCACGUCUGAACUAAGUAAUCGAAACGUUUUGAAUCUUGCGUGCGUACACGGCGCGUCGUGCGCGGUGCACUACGUUCAACUAGUCUUUUCGAGUGUUGUUUUGUUGGUUUUGGUUCUCCUGACAAUGAAAUCACCGCCAUCGGGUUAAAUUUCAGCAAAAUGUAAAUAUGCAAAUUCUAAAACCAGCAAAGAUGUAUGUGAAUGCUUGGCCGUUAUUAGGAUUGUAAUCUGUAAAUCAUAAGUUGUACAAAGUUCACUGAAUGACACGAAAUUUUAACAAUGCUUUGUUGUAGCCAAUUCGAUAUAAUCCGAACGUGUAAAAAGUUUUCUAGGGAAAAAAGUUAUAUUUAAUAAACGAUGUAAGAACAUUACUAAACACUGAA